Messenger RNA from Cariama cristata (Red-legged seriema), 1011 nucleotides. RefSeq names its product F-box protein 41 (gene FBXO41). Lineage: Eukaryota; Metazoa; Chordata; Aves; Cariamiformes; Cariamidae. The transcript has 8 exons. Gene Ontology annotation, molecular function: protein binding. The annotation marks the transcript as partial. The record is from RefSeq and is a predicted model, not a curated record.
GGUCACUCCAGCGAGGUGAUCAGCCCCGAGAUCCUCAAGAUGAGGGCAGCUCUCUUCUGCAUCUUCACCUACCUGGACACCAAGACCCUGCUGCGGGCAGCCGAGGUGUGCAAGGACUGGAAGUUCGUGGCCCGGCAUCCAGCCGUGUGGACACGGGUGCUGCUGGAGAAUGCCAGGGUGUCCUCCAAGUUCCUGGCCAUGCUGUCCCAGUGGUGCACCCAGAUGCACUCCCUCACCCUCCAAAACCUCAAGCCACGCCAGCGAGGGAAGAAGGAGAGCAAGGAGGACUACAUGAAGAGCACACGGGGCUGCCUGGAAGCCGGGCUGGAGUCCCUGCUGAAGGCGACGGGCAGCAACCUGCUCAUCCUCCGCAUCUCGCACUGCCCCAACGUGCUGACGGACCGCUCGCUCUGGCUGGCCAGCUGCUACUGCCGAGCCCUGCAGGCUGUCACGUACCGGAGCUCUACAGACCCUGUGGGUCAUGAAGUCAUCUGGGCCCUUGGAGCAGGUUGCAGGGACAUCAUCUCCCUCCAGGUCGCACCUCUGCAUCCCUGCCAGCAGCCGACGCGUUUCAGCAACCGCUGCCUUCAGAUGAUCGGUCGGUGCUGGCCGCACCUGCGGGCGCUGGGCAUUGGAGGGGCAGGCUGCGGCGUCCAGGGACUGGCAUCCUUAGCCCGAAAUUGCAUGCGGCUUCAGGUCCUGGAGCUGGACCACGUGGCGGAGAUCAACCAGGAGGUUGCGGCGGAGAUGUGUCGAGAGGGGCUGAAGGGGCUGGAGAUGCUGGUGUUGACCUCCACGCCGGUCACCCCCAAAGCCCUGCUGCACUUCAACAGUGUGUGCCGGAACCUGAAGUCCAUCGUCGUGCAGGUGGGCAUUGUGGACUACUUCAAGGAACCCCACAGCCCUGAAGCCAAGAAGAUGUUUGAAGAAAUGGUGAACAAACUCCAGGCCCUGAGAAAGAGACCCGGCUUCUCCAAGAUCUUACACAUCAAAGUGGAAGGAGGCUGUUAG